This is a messenger RNA of Fundulus heteroclitus (mummichog), 5645 nucleotides long. RefSeq names its product folliculin interacting protein 1 (gene fnip1). The record is from RefSeq and is a predicted model, not a curated record. The coding region runs from base 57 to 3821 and encodes 1254 amino acids. Gene Ontology annotation, cellular component: cytoplasm. The transcript is spliced from 18 exons. NCBI's taxonomy places the organism in Eukaryota, Metazoa, Chordata, Actinopteri, Cyprinodontiformes, Fundulidae. Gene Ontology annotation, molecular function: ATPase inhibitor activity; protein-folding chaperone binding.
UUGUGGGAGCAGGUUUUAGUGCUCUUUGUCAACCCCCCCGCAGGCUGAGGCAUGACAUGGACGAGAGGCAGCUGUGGCACGGAUUCUGCUGUGUCUGCCAUGCCCGGUGCAAAAGAUGGCAGCUUAAACGGUGUUUAUUACCAGGGUGUAAGUGCCCCAUAUUUACAUUUGCCCACAUGCUUCACAUCUGUGGAGAUUCUCAGUCACCCAGGUCACGGUACACUUUCUGCCUCAACAGAAGCUGGCCGCUUCCCCAGCUGGAGCCCGGUCAGAUCAGACUCAUCGUGUACCAGGACUGUGAGAGGCGCGGCAGAAACGUCCUCUUUGACUCCAAUGCCAAGAAAAGGGGCACGGAGGAAACCCCGAUUGCCAGCACCGAUGCCCAGGUGAACAGGUUUGCCAAAUGCUGCCGUGCAACACGAGGCAGCAGCAGUUCCCUAGACAGCUCCUCUUCAUGCACUUCUGAAAGGGACUCCAAGGAGCAGGGCCACCGUUUUCAGGGUUCGAGGUGUUCGUCUGAUGUAGCGAUGCUGGGGGAGAUGAUGUUCGGCUCUGUGGCCAUGAGCUACAAAGGCUCAACUCUCAAAAUCCAUCAGAUCAGAUCGCCGCCUCAGCUAAUGCUGAGUAAGGUCUUCACCGCCAGGACAGGAGGCAGUGUGUACGGCAGUCUCAACACGUUACAGGACAGCCUAGAGUUCAUUGGACCAGAAAGCAACACCUUGAAGCCAGAUCAACACAUUGGGCCCAGCAGUCUUUUAGGGAGCAUAGGAUUUUCUCAGCUCUGCAGCCCUCGACGGGCCUUCUCUGAACAGGGCCCGCUGCGCCUCAUCAAGAGCGCAUCUUUCUUUUCAGGCCACAGUCACCCAAUGGACAUGCCUGGCCGAGGGCCACAUGACGAGAGGGACAGUGGCAUUGCCAGAUCAGCCUCCCUGAGCAGCCUGUUGAUCACUCCCUUCCCGUCCCCCGGCUCCUCGUUGACCAGCAGCUGCGCGUCCAGCUACCAGCGCCGAUGGCUCCGCAGUCAAACCACCAGCCUGGAGAACGGCGUCUUCCCUCGAUGGUCAGUGGAAGAGAGCUUCAACAUGUCCGAUGAGAGCGGAGGUCAGAGCCUUGGGGUGAUGCGGAAGAAGAAGAUUGCCAUUGGAGUCAUUUUCACGCUGUCGCCAAACCCUGAAGAAAACAGCCGCUUCCAAGAUUUCUUCUUCUCCCACUUCCCGCUGUUUGAAAGCCACAUGAACAAGCUAAAGAGUGCCAUUGAGCAGGCCAUGAAGAUAAGUCGGCGGUCAACAGAUGCCAGUCAGAAAGCUCUGGCUUACAGCCGAAUGGUCGACGGGCUCAACGAGUUCAGGAUGACCAUCUGUGACCUCUACAAAAUGCCCCGCGUGGCCGAGCCCGUCUGGUUGACCAUGAUGUCCGGAGCGUCGGAGAAGAACCAGCUCUGCGGCCACUUCAUGAGGGAGUUCGCCUUACUGAUGGACCAGGCCUCCAAAAACCAGUUCCUUCCUGCAUUAUUAACAGCCAUCCUGACCAAUCAUUUGGCCUGGGUGCCCACCGUUAUGCCCAAUGGGCAGCCUCCUAUAAAGAUCUUCCUGGAGAAGCACUCCUCCCAGAGCGUGGACAUGCUGGCAAAGACGCAUCCCUACAACCCUCUUUGGGCACAGCUUGGGGACUUAUACGGGGCCAUAGGGUCUCCGGUGCGGCUGUCAAGAACAGUGGUGGUCGGGCGCAGACAGGACCUGGUCCAGAGGCUUCUGUAUGUUCUCACAUACUUCAUCCGCUGCUCAGAGCUGCUGGAGACCCACAUGCUGGACAGCGCUGAGGACGAAGCUAUUGUAAUGCCUGGCUCGCUUAUCACCACCUCGCUUAGAAAAGGGGAGGUGGAAGAGUCCGACUACGUCCUGGUUACCGUCCAUAAACCUAGUGGGGACUACCUGUCCCAAGGGGCCCACUGCCAGCAGACUGAGGCGGAGGACAGCAGCUACCGUUCAGACAACAGCCUCCAGAGCAGCACCUACACUGACAUGGAGGUGGAGCACAGCUCCUGCGAACCACCCAAAGAAGAUGACGAGGAAGAAGGAGAGGAUGAGGUCAGCAAUGUGAGUCAAGGCUCCAGGAGUAGUGUUCUUCAGUCGCGGCCCAGUGAGGACACCAUCUCUCAGGUUAGGACUGCAGAGGUGGCAGAACAAAGGGACCCAAGCGGCGCUCCGGUGUCCGAGAUCCCGGUGGAAAUGUUGGUGCGGCUUGGCUCAGCCUCUGCCAGGAAGCAGGGCUGUGUGCUGGAGGCAGAGACCCAGGGUGACCUAGAUCUAGUCGAUUCGUCCUUACCAGAGCCUGCAUUAGGUUCGUCCGUCUCUCCUGUCACCGUAGACUGUGAACGGGCUGAGACGGAUAGCCAGGCCACCAAAAUGCAGGUUCUUUGGCCUUCGGGGAUGAACAUGGCGAAGAAGCCGCCUGAUAAGCCGUCUACUGAAGCGAUGCCAGUACCUGGAUUACCUGCAAACACUGUGACAGGACCAAUGGCUUUGGCCGAGGACGAAGAGCCAGCCACCAAAGUGACUUUCCUUAUCGGAGACUCCAUGUCUCCUGAGUCGGACACAGAGAGUCGCAGACGGAAGAUGGAGGUGGAGUAUAAAAAACACAAGCAUCUGCUGAGAGGAGCGCAUUCAAAGACCAUCAACGCCGGUGCAGCUGAGGACCAAACCAAUCAGACCAAGGCAACUCAAGCUCUGCAGCGGGUGUCCAGCAAGAUUCCCCAGUGGAGCAGCAGCUGUGCGGACUAUUGCAACGAGUACUUUAAUUCAGAGAACCCUUUGGAGGCGAGGACUAUAGACGACCAGGACACGUCUAUGGACAACAUGCACAAACAUUUACUGAAUCCUUCUGGGAUUCCUCCACAUCAUGAACUGGGGGAUCCCAGUUGUCAAAGCGCACCGAGCAGUCCGGGUUUGGACGUAUCGCUGGGCUCUGGCAGGAAGGGGGGCACAUCUUCUGUUGUUCAGAGGAGGUGCCGGUGUAGUUCUACAGACUCCUCUGACACCUGCUGCUGCAGAAGCUGUCCUGCAGAGCGGGACAAAGACCCAAGGCUGUGCGUCCUCCUCCGUCAGGACGGAAAAGACAGCAACAAGGACCAAAAGUGCCAGGCGGCCUCCAUCAACGACUGGGAAAUUCCCCGCAACGAGAGCUCAGACAGCGCGCUGGGAGACAGCGAGAGUGAGGAGACGGAGGACUGGCAGGAGGAGGUGUUGGUUCCCUUCCCCGGGGCGAAAUUAGUGGAGAACUACUCCAAGCCGACCAUUGCCAACUUUGGUCGGUCUCUCUUCGGAGGCUACUGCCCCACCUACGUUCCAGACUUUGUGCUGCAUGGGAUCCCGAGCGACGAGAAGCUACGGCAAAGCCUCAUGACCGAGUUAAACCAUGCUUUUCAGCAUCCUGUACUGGAUGAGCCUAUUGCCGAGGCCGUCUGCAUUAUCGCAGACACAGACAAGUGGACAGUCCAGGUGGCCAGCAGCCAGCGGAGAGUCACCGACGUCACCAAGCUGGGAAAAGAAGUGCUGGUGUCCAACCUGGUCUCCAACAUAUUGCAGUCCACCCAUCAGCUCUACAAGCUCAACCUGUCGCCUAAUUUUUGUAUAAUGCACCUUGAGGACCGUCUGCAGGAGCUCUAUUUUAAGAGUAAGAUGCUUGCCGAGUAUUUGAAGGGGCAGACGAGAGUCCAUGUGAAGGAGCUGGGCAUGGUGCUGGGGAUUGAGUCUAGUGACCUGCCUCUGUUGGCUGCAGUGGCCAGCACUCACUCCCCUUACGUUGCCCAGAUCUUGCUAUGAGACUUAAUGGUCCCGUGGUGCCCUCAGAAGAAGCCGUCCAUACCUGCACCGCUCACCCCCCCGCCCUGUGGCUAUGGCCAGCACAGGAGUUUUUGGCUGGACCCUCAGUGUUGCACGUCGUCGUGGACGCUGGGCUUCGCAGCAAUGUGGACGUUUGACCACACGGUGGCAGCAGAGAACGCUGAGCAGAUGACUGGAGCGUCUCUGACGUGACCUGAAUGUUUGUUUGUUUUUUUAAGCAAAACUCUCACUUUUUUUGGAAGCCAAAGCCAAAGACUAUAAAUUUAUCCAAGUGGAAUAUAAAAUUUGAAGACACCUGCGGUAUGGUUGGAAAUCAUUUUUAAGUACACAACUGCUUUCAUUUCUUGUACAAUCGUAGCCAUGGCAAUAUGAAGUAAUGGACACCAUGUUGAAACUGAACUUAAACUCAACUGGAUUUUUUGUUUUAUUUUUUUUCCUCCUAUGCCAGUUAUGCCACGUUUGUCUGAUUUCCAUGUUUUUGUUUACAACUUAGAUUUCUUUAUAUAAACAAAUUAAUGUGUUUUUUUUUUUCCAAAAUGAGAUGCCCUCUCUGACUUAGAAUACUUAUGUUCUUUAUUUCUUUUAGUCAUAUAAAUGUAAUCUACACUCAGUUUUUUUUAAGAGGAAAAAAGUAAUAUUUGAAAUUGCGAAAAGUGCUUUGAUGCUAUGAUCUAAGCUACAUCACUACCUCAGAUCUGCUUAUGGGCAGUGGCUGAUUUACAGUUGCCCCACAGAAAAAAAAACGUGAUGUAAUCUCUAUUAGAAAUUUUAAUCAAAGGAAUGUCAACUAUGGAGACUAUAUGCUGUGUUCUUUAAAAAGGGAAGGCUGUUUAGUGUCUUGAAAACUGAGGAAAUGUAUUUUUGCAUCUCAACGUGACUGAGAAGGGCCCCUUUAUACUGUGGAAAAGCUAAAAGCUCCGUUUGUCUGUGUUUUCCACCCAAAAUGCUGAAGUAUUUUCUCACUUUUCUAUAUCUGUCAACGUUUUUUAUGUUUAUGUCUUCAAUGUCUGGGACAGAAGGAAGACCAGAGGAGCACAGUUUUUUUUUUUUUUUUGUUUUUUUUUCAUGGGUGCGCAUGUACUGGUUAACACUAUUUUCAGGCUUCUUUUCAUUGCAGAAUAUCAGAAACUACAUCAGGAUUUAGUGUACGGGACGUUGGCAGAUUUGGGGGGGCUAGUAAGAUGAAAGGAUGGUUAAUUUUGCAGCUCUGCUUGCACAUAAAACCUGCUGCGGAAGAACAGAAACUUCCUAAUUCGUAACAUUUUCUGUUCCUUUUUUUAUUCUCUACAUUCAGAAACAAAAUUUUGCCGUCAUUCUAUGGGUUUAAAACAACCAUUUCGGACUUGUAAGUGGACUUGUUUUAAUGAAUCUUGAAACAAUACAGUGCUUUCUGUUGCCAUAAAAUAGCAGCUGGAAGCCUGAAAGGUGGACAGUGGUUCUUAGUUCGCUCAUCCAAGUUGCACCCUGAAUAUAAUCCAAGUCUUAAAGGAAAAAAAAGGCACGAAUGUUUCUUUUUGCUGUUAAAAGUUAAUAAAUGCUUCUGUAUAUUAAAGAUGCUUCAUUAUAUCAGCCUGCCUUUGUACAAGAUGACUAUAAUGGAUUUAUAUAUCUACUUUUCCCUCUUUGUACAUGAGUAAGUUAUUUAGUUCCUCUUAUGUGUAAUGGGUUGUGUAAACUGUACAUUCUCGUUUUUUGUUUUUUUUUUCCAUGUAUUUGUACAGAAUGUCUUUUGAAUUGUCACCUCCAAUAUUUUUUUCCCAAUUUUUCUGGGAAUGUUGUGCAAUAAAAAUGCAGAGAAUUUGA